GGGAAAUGGAAAAAUCAAGGAAGCUAAAAAGGGUAAAACGCGAGGAUUGGUACUAAUUUUGAAACCUCACAAACGAGAAAAUUACGAAGUUUAUUUUCCAGAAACGAUAGAACAAGAACAACAAAUUUCAGUUCGGCAACUAAUUAAGGAUUUACUAGACAAGUCCCAAAAAUUAGGAAAAGGAGCCCAACAAAAUGAUAUUUACAUUUUGCGAACGGGUAGCAAGGAAAGAGAAGGAAAAACUGGCGGGCCUUCCUCCGGAAUAGCACACUAUCUAGCUCUUUACAGUGCUUUACAUAAAAUUCCUUUACCACGAAAUUUAGGUUCAACUGGAACAGUGGAGGGAGAAAGGGUGGGGAGUAUAGGAGGUCUACGAUAUAAGUUAGAAGCUUCGGUUGACAAUGGGAUAGAUACUUUUAUACUAGCAGAAAAAAACAAGAAACAUAAAAACCAAGAGAAUAGUUUCGACGAUAUUUAUCCUAGUAUUGAAAGCAAGGUCAAACAAGUUCAUUUUGUUAGUUCUGUCAAAGAAAUAGAAAUAGCCUUAAAUGAGAUAUUAAAUGGAGCCAUUAAAGAAAAAGUUCAUGUUUGCGGAAAAGAACCAAUUCCCGAGAAAAAGCCUGAAAAGCCCGAAAGAAACCGCGACCCACCUAUUAACUCAGAAAUUACUUCCGAACAACUUUUAAGUUUAAUUACCGAAUUAGGUAUUCGGGAAAAACAGGGAGAAAACCAAGAUUUUUGGGAAAAAUUACAAAUGGCUUAUGGCAAGAAUCCGAAUUAUCAAGAGGCGGUUGACCAAACCAAAAAUCUCCGCCAAGAAUAUUUAGGAAAGUUAGAAAAAAUACAAAAUAAUCCUGGUGGGAGAAAUCCAAACCAAGGCAAAAAGAUUAGAAAGUUUGUUGUUCUUGCUGGCACUGCUGGCGGCAAAAAAGAAUGA
Racocetra persica is the source of this 937-nucleotide messenger RNA. The record is from the annotation of a GenBank genome assembly. Lineage: Eukaryota; Fungi; Glomeromycota; Glomeromycetes; Diversisporales; Gigasporaceae.